Gastrolobium bilobum is the source of this 2853-nucleotide messenger RNA. RefSeq names its product ribonucleases P/MRP protein subunit POP1. The transcript is spliced from 11 exons. Gene Ontology annotation, cellular component: ribonuclease MRP complex; nucleolar ribonuclease P complex. NCBI's taxonomy places the organism in Eukaryota, Viridiplantae, Streptophyta, Magnoliopsida, Fabales, Fabaceae. The coding region runs from base 210 to 2852 and encodes 880 amino acids. Gene Ontology annotation, biological process: tRNA 5'-leader removal. The record is from RefSeq and is a predicted model, not a curated record.
UCAACUACGUGAGAACCGAAUCCCCAAAUAUUUUCGCCGCCGUUUAUCUGGCUUCUCCGGCACUUUCUUCUCGAUAACCACCACGAUCCCGUCGGUUACCGUUUCAUCUCGUCUUCCACUGCCGCCGCUGCCGUCGGUUUCCUCGAAGUCCUUCUUCGACUUUGAUGCUGCUGCUUCUUUGAUUCGGUGUCCGUUUGAAGUUCUUGACCAUGGUUACUGAAGGAACCAAAAGGCCUCAAGUUUCAAUACCUAUGCCAGCACCACCUCGCAAAAUCAAUGUGCAGAAAUAUGCAGAAUCCCGUGCCCUUGAGCUCCAGAGUCUUCAGUGUAUCAUAGAAAAUAGAGUAAACAACGAUUAUAAGUCUCAAAGGAACAAGAGAAGAAGAACGACAGCAUUUGAUAACCAAAUUGCAAGAAAGGGGUGUAGAAGAAAGAGGCAGAGACUGGGAACAGUUGAUAAAGGCCAUGGUGAAUCAGUUUUGGGGAAGAAGCAGAUCAAGAAGCUUCCUCGGCGUGUUCGGCGAAGAUAUGAACUUAAGAUGAACCCAGAGAAUGGUUUUUGCACUUCUGGGGAUGGAACCAAGAGGCUGAGAACUCAUGUUUGGCAUGCAAAGAGGUUUGCAAUGACCAAGCUUUGGGGCUACCACCUUCCUCUAGGUCUUCAAGGAAGAGGGAAAGGUUCGAGGGCACUCUUGAAAAGGCUCAAACACGGGGUGCUAAUACAUGAUGCAAGCUAUUACACUGCUGUUCAAUUGGAGGGUCCAGAGGAUUCGUUAGUUUCAGUGUUACAAAUGGUACUGGUGCCCUUUCCAGGAACAGUAACACAUCCUGGAAAUCAUGACGACUCGGAUCUUUCUGGUGUCACCUAUGGAACUGCAAUGCUUUAUCAAAUUGGAGCACCAGUUUCUCAGCCAAUUGCUCCUGUAACCUAUAUAUGGAGACCAACUUUCCAACAAAAUACAAGUACAGAGCAAGAUGGCAGAAAUUAUAAUACUUGUGGACAACAUGAUAUCAGUGAUGAGUCAGUGAAACAUGAUGUCGAUUUAUGUGAAGAAUCAGAGAGAAUGAAGCACGGUUCUUCAUUUAGACACCUAUGGGUGUGGAUACAUGCUUCUGCCUUUGAAGAAGGAUAUAAUAAUCUAAAACUUGCCUGCCAGAAAGAGAUGGAAAAGAGGGGAUUCUCAAUUAAUUGCUUUUCACUUGAGGGUCAACUUGCGAAAUUAGAAUUAAUGGGAUCCGGGACAUUUCAACUUCUUCAGAAGAUAUUGCAUCCUGUUAGUGUUUCAGAGAAUAAUUGGCAAUUAAAGAAACAUGUGGCUAUAGAAGAAGACUGUAUUUGUCAGAGUAGUAAGUCAUCCUUACUGAAAAAUCAGGAGCAUUUUUCUUCUCGUGCAAUGUUAUCUCUUAACAUUAAGGAUCCUCGAGAAUUGCCGGGGAAAAGGACUGUUGUUCCAACAGAGCCAAUUUCGACUAAGGAACUUAGUGAUGCACAGGAAACUAAUUAUGAAGAGCUUGCUGAUUUGGGAGACAUGUUGAAGAAGAGUAAAGAUUUACCUUCAUUAUCAUGGUCAAAACAUGAAGACAGCCAGUCUAAUAUUGAUGAUCUAUGGUAUGCUCAGAUCAGAGGGUUGAGGCCCCCAGUGAAAGAGAGUGUCCUUUCUAAGGAGAAACAUCGUGAACGUAUGCUUAAUUUCUGCCUUGAUGAUAUAGAUUCUGGGGAGGCAGACUCUUCAACUGAGGUGCAAUGCUCGAGAUCUUGCCCUAUUCUGCUUUUAAAAAAUGAUUUCAAGGAAUCAAUUAUAGGAUGGUCCGUUAUACUUCCCUUAAGUUGGGUCAAAGCCUUCUGGAUUCCACUCAUUUCUAAUGGGGCGCAUGCAAUAGGUUUGCGAGAAAAGCACUGGAUUGCAUGUGAAAUGGGUAUACCAUUUUUCCCUUCAGAUUUCCCAGAUUGUAAGGCAUACUCAAGUUUUAUGGAAGCUAAAGCUGCUUCAUUCAAUGAAAAAGAAGAACUUCGUCCUCCUUCAAGAAGGCAUUUGAGAGUUCCCACUCUGCCCCCAUGGGGUAUUGUUCGCAUUACUUUCAACAAAGAGAUUAGUGCAAUGGAGACUUCUGAACCUUCAACUAGGGAAGAUUUGACCAAUGUUAAUUCAUCUCGGAACUCUUGUCCUGGAAACUUUAAAAUUCCAAAUUUUGACAGUGAUAAUAAUUCGUUUGAUGGAAUUGUAGCAAGGACAGGUUGUAUGCUGACUACUUUCAUCAAUGAAACCAAAGCUAGUCAAUUGCUAUUGUUUCCUUGUGCAGCUGAUGGAAAUGCCAUAAUCUCUAAGUUUAUUAAUGGCGAACAAAAGCUGGAUCUGACGCAUAGAAGCUCUGUCAUUUAUGACCAUAAGCUAUGUUUUCUAAGGGUUCAUCUUCACCCAUUCAAGAAAGGCUUUUUCGAAGAGGGGGCGGUUAUAUGUGCACCAUAUCCUUCUGAUAUAUCUUUAUGGACUUCAAGUUCGGAGAAAAGUGAAGAGGGACUUCAAAUGUCUCAGUCUGCUAUGAGAUUAUACUUCAAAGAGCAUUCCUCCGGUGAAUGGGAAAUGCAGAUACCAGAUGAUUCGUCUCACCGGUGGCCUAUUGGCUUUGUCACAACAUCUUGUGUUCAAGGAAGCAAGAGGCUUGUAGCAGAAGGCUUUUGCGAGGCCGUUCUACUAUCUCAUUUAAGAAAGGAACAGUGGAAGGAGAUCCCUACGAAGCAGAGGAGGAGGGAAAUAUAUGUACUUGUCAGAAAUUUAAGAUCUGUAGCAUAUAGACUUGCUCUCGCCUCUGUUGUCCUGGAAUUUCAGGAAAAUGACAUCGAUUUCUUGUAAA